This is a messenger RNA of Volvox carteri f. nagariensis, 1632 nucleotides long. RefSeq lists its product as uncharacterized. The transcript has 15 exons. Lineage: Eukaryota; Viridiplantae; Chlorophyta; Chlorophyceae; Chlamydomonadales; Volvocaceae. The coding region runs from base 1 to 1632 and encodes 543 amino acids. Gene Ontology annotation, biological process: carotenoid metabolic process. The record is from RefSeq and is a predicted model, not a curated record. Gene Ontology annotation, molecular function: oxidoreductase activity.
AUGGAGCCGCAAUUUUCUCAAAUUAAUGAAAACCGAAGUCAUGAAACAGACUUUGUUGUCAUCGGCUCGGGAAUAGGCGGGCUGUGCUGCGCUGCAUUGCUCGCCAAGUACGGUUACAAGGUGACGGUGUGCGAAUCACAUUACUUGGCGGGCGGUGCCGCGCACUCGUUCGAGGUGGCGGGAUACAAGUUCGACGCCGGUCCGUCCUUCUUCCUAGGUAUCGGUGGACCCCCGGGAGAUGGCAGCCCCAACCCCCUCAAGCAGGUGUUGGACGCUGUUGGAGAGCGCGUUGAGAGCAAGCAGUACGACAGGUGGAUCGUCUACCCCCCGCCCGGGGGUGGCAGCUGCUUCCCCAACAUAGCCAACGCAGCCGCCUACGAGCGCACCAUUCUGCAGCAGGGGGGUCCUGAGGCGCUCAGGCAGUGGCGGGAGCUGGACAGAGCCAUGGGGCCGCUGCAGACCGCCGCGGGGCUGUUCCCCGCCGCCGCACUCCGGGGGGACCUGGGGGUGGCCCUCACCGCCGCCAGGUUCCUAGGGCCGGAGCUGCUGGGAACCGCCAUUGUGGCACCAAUGCUUACGGGCCCCUUCUCCGCCCUGGUUGACAAGCACGUGAGCCACCCCUGGCUGAGGUCCUUCAUAGAUCUCGAGUGUUUUGUGUUGUCCGGUAUGACCGCCCGGGACACGCUCUGUGCGGAAAUGGCCUUCAUGUUUUCGGAGCGCAAUGCGGGCCGGUCCGCCAUCGACUAUCCGAUGGGUGGCAGUAAGGCCAUCAUCGAUGCACUUGUACGGGGCGUGGAGAAGUACGGCGGACGGCUAUUGCUCCGAAGCCACGUGGACGAGAUCCUCAUUGAAGGCGGCCGUGCGGCAGGUGUACGGCUGCGGCCGCCAGCGGCAGCGCCCUCAAAUGGCAGCGUGAUUCGUGCCCGAUGCGGCGUGGUUAGUAAUGCAUCGGUGUGGGACACCCAACGGCUGCUGCCGGCGGGUGCUGCGCCAGCGGCGUGGGAGCGGAGCAGUACGGCAACGCCGGCGUUGGACAGCUUCAUGCACCUGCAUCUGGGUAUUGACGCCACCGGACUGGACCCCACUCUGGAGUGCCACCAUCUGGUCGUUAACAACUGGCAACGGAUCACGGAACCGCAGAAUGUGAUUAUCGCCUCCGUGCCCACCGUGUUCGACCCCAGCCUGGCACCCGCUGGCAAGGCCACAGUACACUGCUAUUGCGCGGCCAACGAGCCGUACGAUUUGUGGGCGGGUCUGGAUCGUCGGAGUGCCCGGUAUAAGGCCCUGAAGGAGGAGCGGGCUCAGCCUCUUUGGGAGGCUCUGGAGCGCUUCAUUCCCGACAUUCGAUCUCGUACGGAGUUGACCUUGGUGGGCUCCCCGUUGACUCACGAACGUUUCCUCCGACGGCAUCGGGGCUCGUACGGCCCUGGAAUCAGCGCCUCUGGUGGACAGUCCUGGCCCGGCCCUAAGACUCCCAUCCCUGGACUUAGCGUCUGCGGGGACUCUUGUAUGCCGGGUAUUGGGGUGCCUGCCGCCGCCGCCUCGGGCAUGAUAGCGGCCAACUCGCUCGCGCCUGUAUGGAGCCACCUCAACAUGAUGGAUGAGCUACUGCCAGCUUCCACUUCUGCUUAA